This is a messenger RNA of Penicillium canescens, 1608 nucleotides long. Its product is annotated as putative MFS multidrug transporter. NCBI's taxonomy places the organism in Eukaryota, Fungi, Ascomycota, Eurotiomycetes, Eurotiales, Aspergillaceae. Bases 1 to 1608 code for a protein of 535 amino acids. The transcript is spliced from 7 exons. The record is from RefSeq and is a predicted model, not a curated record. Gene Ontology annotation, biological process: transmembrane transport. Gene Ontology annotation, molecular function: transmembrane transporter activity.
AUGGCUAUAGAAACCAAACAAUCCUUAACAGCUCAAAUAGCAGCUAUACUUUCCUCAGACAAGAACAACAAAUCUGCUGAGAAACUUAACCCUCCAACAACACCCGAAAACCAUCACAAGGGAGAUGGAAAUUACUCAAUAGUCAAACUGUCACAAGAUGAACUCCUUGUCGAGUUCCAAGAGGGCUCACCAGAAAGUCCACCAAACUGGGCAUUUAACAAAAAGUUCUACAACGCGGUCGUGGCCCUAUUCGUGGUUCUCAAUAGCGGCAUAUCAUCUGCACUUCCCAGUAAUGCAGUCCCCACUAUCAUGCAUGAUUUCGACCAGUCCGGAGGCUCGCAAAAGGUAUUACCCACAGCUGUAUUUCUCAUCGGCUAUGUGCUUGGACCUCUUGUUUUCAGUCCAUUGAGCGAGACCAUUGGGCGGAAACCGGUGCUUGUGUGGUCAUUUACUAUUUUUGUCUUGGCCACACUUGGAUGUGCUUUUGCACCAAAUUGGCCUGCUCUUCUUGUCUUUCGGUCGAUUUGCGGCCUAAUGGGCGCUGCGCCUCAGACUGUUAUUGGUGGUGUCUAUGCAGAUUUGUUUGUGGAUCUGCGGAGUCGGGGUCGGGCUAUGGCAUCGUAUAUGUCGGCUGCGAGCUUUGGCCCGAUAAUAGGGCCUAUCAUCUCUGGGUGCUCUGUCAAGUAUGGUUGGCGAUGGACCUUUCGUAUUGACUUGAUCUUGACCGGCACUACUUGGUUGGCUCUUUUAUUCAUGUCGGAAACAUUCACGCCAUUCCUUCUGAAACAGAAGGCCGCUAAACUAAGAAAAGAAUCGGGCUUCAAUGGGUACUUCACAAGACAAGAGCUUAACUUGGACUCAAGAUUUACGACUAUGGAGAUUAUAACUCGUCCUAUCACGAUGCUUAUUACCGAGCCUAUUAUCCAGUCUACUGCCAUCUACAUCUCUCUUGCAUAUAGUCUGGUCUUCUUCUACUUCCAGGCAUAUCCGAUUAUUUUCCAAGGUGUCUAUGGGUUUGACGUGGAGAAAACAUCUUUAACAUACAUUCCAAUUGGCAUCGGAGCCGCAUCCUCGGGCAUCGUAACUCUCUACUAUGACACAAUUUAUGAGAAAGCCAAAAAGCAAGGGAAAGAAUGGACCUCCAGCCCCGAGCUCCAUCGACUGCCAAUGUCUUUCAUCGCCGGUCCAUGUAUUGUAGUCAGCAUGUUCUGGCUCGCAUGGACAGCAAAGCCAAACAUUCACUGGGCCGUGCCUGUGAUGUCCGGCUUGGUCUUCGGAUUCGGAUAUCAAAUCAUCUUCAUCUCGCUUCUGACAUAUGUCACCGAUGCUUACGGAAUUUACUCGGCCAGUGCAUUAGCGGCUUCCGUCAUUGUGAGGAGCAUUGCCGGUGCACUGUUCCCGCUGGCUGCAGAUCCGCUUUACAAGUCACUUGGAGUGUCAUGGGCUACUACUCUACUUGGAUUUAUUAGUCUGGCUUGCAUUCCUAUUCCGUUUGCUCUUUUGCAUUGGGGUCCGUGGAUUCGAAAGAGAAGUCCCUUCUGUCAACGUCUUCUCAAGGAUAAGCUGAAAGCAAGUGGAUCGAGUACGCCGGUGGAAGUGGAAGUAUGA